Wyeomyia smithii (pitcher-plant mosquito) is the source of this 4814-nucleotide messenger RNA. It is a transcript of the gene loh, whose product is annotated as thrombospondin type-1 domain-containing protein 4. Gene Ontology annotation, cellular component: extracellular matrix. The transcript is spliced from 11 exons. Bases 615 to 3941 code for a protein of 1108 amino acids. NCBI's taxonomy places the organism in Eukaryota, Metazoa, Arthropoda, Insecta, Diptera, Culicidae. The record is from RefSeq and is a predicted model, not a curated record. Gene Ontology annotation, molecular function: metalloendopeptidase activity. Gene Ontology annotation, biological process: extracellular matrix organization.
CUGCGGCGAUCAUUAUCCACAAUCGAAGUGAAAAGAUAAAACAAAAAGUUUUUCGCUCGUUAGGGCCACCGUGCUUUGAAUGUGCUAAACGAAAUAAAACUCAUAUUCAUAAAUUAAACCAAGCUCCUGGGAGCAGCAUCCUACCUAACAGAAAAAAAGUGUUUCCAAAACAAAGAAGAUUAUGUUUAUGUGUGUGCUGGGUGCAAACAUCAAUGUGAAGGUGUGAAAAACCGUCGUUAAUUGUCUCGCCGCUGACCGGAAGCCACCCCUCCCAAUCCUCUUUUGGUGGAAACUGUGCGGUAGCCUGUGUGUUGUGGUUCCAAACAGUGCAAACGAGAUAAUGGUUGUGGUGGACGAAAAUGCUCCAGCUUAAAACAAUGAAUCCCGUCAUUACUUAAUCCGCGAGGUGUUUUAAUUCGAAGGUCAGCUGCCCGCAGCUCAGUGGAGGCAAAACAUUUCGAACGACGGCCGCGCUGCGGGGUGAAAAAUGUAAUAAAAAACGUCGACUUAAGAGUGACAUAAGCUGGGGCUUGCUCGCACAAAUCAAUUCGGGUUUCGAGUGACAAUAUCAGGAGCACAGCCGGGAGCGAGCUCGCGAGCAUUGAAUGUGAACGAUGAAGGUGUUAAGAUUCAUUUGCUGCUGCACGAUAAUCGGCAUCGUCGGAUCGACAGCGGCGGAUCAGUCGACAAAGGAAAGAAUUAGGAUCCACAAGGAGUGGCUUGAAAAACGUGCCGCCAAGCGUAACUAUGGUAAUGCCAGUUCCACCCCGAGGACAACCUACUUGCGAAAGCUAAUCAAAUUCAAAAACGAACACGAGCCUCUGUCGGAGAAUGACAUUUCCUUUGUACCACAAUUCAGCCAACCGAACAAAGAAAACGACGAGUCGAGCAACGUUAAUAACAAUCAUAUCAGCGUCAAUAGCAGUGCUGUUCAGGACAAUGAGUACGGAUUAACCCGAGCGGAAUCGCCCACUAAUGUUGAAAUCACUACCGAACCGGAAGGUGACAUCCAACGUGGACCGGCUGAUCGAUACCGCUAUGAUGUAGCAGCUGAUAGUAAUUUAUUCGGCAGCGGAAAGCAACAACCUCUGCCCCAGGCCCACCUGCUCGACAAUCAAACGAAUGAAUUGGAACCAUCCAACGAGAUUCCGUUGCUGGGGACACCUGCUUCUGCGGAUGGUUUUCUAGUGCAGAAACAACAUCAGCACGGUUCACCAACGGAGCAAAUUAAUUCUGUAACCAGUAUAAAUUAUCCUGCCAAAUCUGCACGACCGGGACGCAUAAAUGAUGAUUUGCCAAGACCAGUGACGGAUAAUGUAAGCCACAAUUAUAAUUUAAGCAGCAGUGUUCAUAGGAGCACCACAACCAGCAGCUCUGCCGUGCGGAAACCCGAGCGGCAUCCGGCCAUAAUUAAUAAUGAAACCACCGACGAUAAGAGCAGUGCGUCUUUCUCGACAGUGGCAACAGUUUCGACCACGACGUCGUCGGUUUCCGCCGACGUUGUGGAGGAGAAAAAUCGAUUAGACAAAAGCCAUUCGCCCCAGCAGCAGCAGCAGGUGAAUGCGACCGUAAGGAGCGUUUUUGGUCCCUGGAGUAAUUGGACUGCCUGUUCCAGAUCCUGCGGUGGCGGUGUCAAAUCUCAGCAGCGGAAGUGCUGGCGACGGGAAUAUAUCAAUGGGAAAAAGAGCUCCAAGACUGCGGUCGAAAGCCACGACUGCAUAGGCAUUGUUAGACGCUAUCACCUCUGCAACGAACAGGAAUGCCCCGAUCCGACGGUGGAUUUUCGAGAACAGCAAUGCACCAGCUUCAACAAUCAGGUAUUCCAGGAUAAACGAUACAUCUGGGAGGCAUUCAUCAAAGACGACGCCGAGUGUGAGCUGAACUGUAAACCGAUCGGGAUGCGUUAUUUUGCCACACUAAAUAAAACCGUUAUCGACGGUACAGCGUGCAGCAAACCAACCGAGUACUUUCGACGGAACAACAGUGGCCGGGGAAUCUGCGUGGAAGGAAUCUGCAAGGCUGUUCACAAUAGUGGCGUGAUAUCUGGAACGUUUAUGAAUAAUGGUGCGGUGCGGUGUGGCACAUCUGCCGUCUGUCGGCCAUUUUCCGCCAUCUACACCAAAAGCCAGCAGGCCAACGGGUAUGCCCAUGUGGCCACCGUUCCAGCGGGGGCAUAUAAUAUCACCGUAACAGAGCUGCAGAACAGUCAAAACUAUCUUGCCCUCAAAACAUCAGACCAAUCACGAUUUAUCAUCAACGGUGACUACACCAUUUCACUGAGUGGAUUCUACCAGGGAGCCGGCACUAUGUUCGAGUAUCGCAGAAUAGAUGGCCUCAAUAAUGGAUCCACCAGCAGCUUCCGCAGAAUUGAAGGCGUUACCGAGUGGAUAACAGCCCCCGGGCCACUGACGGAGCCCAUAGAGUUGUACCUUCUUUCGCAGCAGCCCAAUCCCGGUAUCAAGUAUGAGUAUCUUAUGCCAAUCAACACAAACCCAACCGAGGAACAAGGAUCCGUCGAAGACAAUCGGGUUGAUGGAAUUUCAAAUGAAAUCUCAGAAAAAGCGAGUCUUCGUGUACCGAAGCACCGAACCAUCGUGAACACUACGAUUCCGGUGAGUACUUCUAAGCCCCUUCGUAAGCGCAAAUUUCUAUGGAAAGUGAUAGGAUUCGGAGCAUGCAGCAAGUCUUGUGGUGGCGGUGUUCAGCAACCAGUAAUCAAAUGCGUCCGCGAAGCACCAACCCGCGUAUUCUCCCCAAAAAGAUGUGCUCAUCUAACACAACCAUCGCUGAAUGAGAAUGUAUUACGAUGCAAUACUCAGCCCUGUCCAGCUUAUUGGAAACUAUCAGAAUGGAGCGCAUGUAACUGUGAGGAAAAGCUAGGCGACAAUGAAGUCUUUAAAAAUCGUGAGGUCAAAUGCGUGCAGGAACUGAUUUCUGGUAUAGUCAUUCAAGUCAGCAGUGGAGCUUGUUUAGAAGAACAACCCACUUCGGCUGAGCAGUGUGAAUGUGUCAAGAAUCACAAACCUCCACAAUUGGAGACUAACAAACAUCGCCCAACGGUCAUAAACCACCAUCACAGUCAUCACCACAAUCACCAUUCCAUUAGCCACAACACUCAGAAUGACAUGCAAAACAGCAACGGAUAUGGCCGACAGAGUUUGGACACCAGUCGAGUUAAUCAAAAGGUUGAGCCGAAGAAGUCUGGUGUUUGGUUGACAGCCGACUGGAGUGAACGAUGUUCCGCAAACUGCGGUGUUGGACUGCAGACUCGUUCGAUAUUUUGCGACCGAAGUACAUCAGUCAAUGCCGAGCGAUGCGAUCUACGAUUUACACCAGAUACUACAAGAGAAUGUACCAGUGAUCGUGCUUGUGAGUUCGGAGAAUGGUUCACCGGCCCGUGGGGAUUGUGCUCUGGCGAUUGUUUCAAUCUCACCAAAUCUCGAACGGUUCUGUGCAUCCGAAACGACAACUUUGUACCGGACAAGGACUGUGAUGCGACCGAACGUCCGAAGUCUUUAGAACAAUGUGACAUCGAAACGAUUAACGACUGCAAACCAAGAUGGCACUACUCGGAAUGGACUGAGUGUUCCAAAACAUGCGAUGGCGGUAAUCAACGCCGGGUGGUCAAAUGUCUGGAGUUCAAUCUGCGGGAAAAGAUCAUGCAAGAAUCGGCCAGCUGUCGUUACGCAGAUCGUCCAAUAGCCUAUCGAGUUUGCAAUGAGGAUCCUUGUCCUACUACGACUUCGACCACCGCUACGACAGUGAUCGCGUCAAUGGAACCGUACGUGGACGGUCGUGAAGAUAUCGCUCAGAGCGAUGCUGGCUGCCGUGACGAUUUUCCCAACUGUAGCAUUGUCCUCAAAGCCAAGCUCUGUAGUUAUGCGUACUAUAGCCAGGCUUGCUGUCAGACGUGUCGGAAUCGAUCGAACGAGUUGUAUUAGGUGGCUUCCAUACAGGACUAACGCAUCACACCACGUGAUGGUGUAGUCAGAGUGAAUACUAGUGAAUUGUAGCGAUUGUAUUGAUUUUAAGUUAUUACUGCCCUUUUAGCAAAUAGAAUUUUUCUUCACAAUAUUUUUUUUCUCCAAUAUUUACAACUCUAAAUAAUUUAUCUUUCAUAAAUUAGGAAAAUCUGCAUUUCGAAAUAUUCUAAUUACCACAAAGCUGAUUUUUGUUCAGAUUUAUCCUAGUUAACAGAGUUGCAGUUUCGAACAUAGAUGAAUCAAACAGCAGUGCAUUUACAUUUCUUGAAGAAUAAUAUUUGAUAAGUAUUUAACACUAACUAGAGAUAAGCAUUAAGAUCAAAAUGACUGUGACGAGUUGAAGCAAAUACCACGAUUGAAUAACCCCCUAAUAUUAUGUACUACGAAAAAUUCAUGUUGCCCAAAAAUCACAAAGCCAAAAGGAGCUCUAGGUUGUACAUGUAUAGAAGAGAAAAGCACAACCCCACAACUGCAAGUUACAUACUAUUAAUGCGAUGUUUCGACAGCGAAGAAUGAAGAAAAAAAAACGAACAUUAUUCUCAUCGUAGUGUUUAAGUGCCAUCCGAGAAAAACUUCUGUAAGAUAUAAGAAAUGGUAACCCAAAUCAUGCAGCAGAGAAGAAAAAACAUAUUCGUUCGUUGUUCACUUUUACAAAGACAUCUGUAAGCAACUCCAGCAGAAAUGAACACCCAAAAAACUGAUACAUUCGAUUUGUCCCGUCGGUGAAAAUCAAAAAUUACUUGUAAAAUUGAUGCAGCUAAACGUCUAAUGUGUAGAAUGUGCAGACGUGAUUGGUAAAUUUCAGAAUAAAUAAAACAAAAGAGAACAAAA